Xyrauchen texanus (razorback sucker) is the source of this 5097-nucleotide messenger RNA. RefSeq lists its product as uncharacterized. NCBI's taxonomy places the organism in Eukaryota, Metazoa, Chordata, Actinopteri, Cypriniformes, Catostomidae. Gene Ontology annotation, cellular component: plasma membrane; signaling receptor complex. The coding region runs from base 183 to 1277 and encodes 364 amino acids. The transcript is spliced from 3 exons. The record is from RefSeq and is a predicted model, not a curated record.
CGAUACACUUGAAUUUGAUGGCGCACUUGAACAUAUAUCAGGAUCACAACAACUACACAAGAGGCAGACAAAAACAUCCUGUUGAGCAGGUUUGUCCAGGAAUUCAACAGAAGUUUCUGUACAACAGAAGGAAGAUCGAUCCUUUCUCAUUCAGAUACUUAUAGUGCAAUGAAGUGUACUACAUGUACAUGUUCAACCAAAAUAAAGAAGACAGCACCUUGAUAAUGGUGUCUUCAGAUAGAAUGAUGGCCAUUCUCUGGUCACCUGAGCCAAACAAGACCAGUGUCCAUGAUGACACCCUGCAGUACCUGCUCAUUUUGUGCUGCAAAGUAGCUUUGAACACACUCAUUUUGUCAUUCUGGAUGCGCAGUAUUUGCAAAUCAUUCCUGGGGCUCUGCAGCAUCUCUUUGUACGUGGCAGAUGUACAGUUGGUCGGUGCCAUCUUCUGUGCAUGGAUCGUAAGAGAACACCUACCUACCUCCACCUCUAUGUGCUUUAUCCUGGCACAUGGCUCGGCUAUCUACGCCCUGCUACCUCUACCCAUUCUCAUCGCUGGGGCAUUCGACUACGCCACAUACCCACACCUGGUUACUGAGCACAGCUCCCAGCGCAGGACAGUUACUUACUGCAUUACAGUUGUGGUUAUCUGGGCAUCAGUGUGUGUAUACUCCUACCAUCACACUGACACGCGACCUGCAGAGAUUUACAAAGAGGUAAAAGUCUUAGUGUGUAACGUGCAGGGAUCUAAUGUUGUGUUGCAUUUUAACGCAGAAGUAUCCAUAGUGGUGGGUCUCAUAAUUCUGCUGUAUUCAAAUAAGCUAAUUGGCUGGAUUAGAAGGGCCAAUGAAAUGGAAGAACAAAUAAAUAAUGCCUUUGAUCCUGAGAAACAUCAGUACUUACCUGACAGUUUGGAUGGGGAAGGUGGAAAUUGGGAAAUUCAAGAAAGUCCCCCCCCACUCUUUGCCAGUUUGACUAUAGGGUUUGCUAUCAACUGGAUGCCCUACCUGUGUAUGUGUGUAGCAUGUGACUUGGUGGGUUGUGUAUUGCCAGCUUAUGCAAGUGUGAAUCUCCUAUGGAUGGCCUGUGCCAAUAGUCUACUCGUUGGCAUUGCUUUUUGGCACAAGAGUGACAAGACUGGACAUUUCAGCAAAUUCCCAGAUGAUAUUUGUUUGUGGAGCAUCUACUGGCGCUUGAGUAAAGGAAAAUCACCAACCGUUGCCGCAAAGCUGUCGAUGGGACUACACACAAAUACCAUUAUGCCUUCUCAAGAGGUAUAGGCCAUUUCAAGGUUCCAGUACUGUUAUGAUGCUCUCUUGCAACCAUGUUAUAUCAUGUUUUGAGCAAAACCAAAAUCUAUAGCUCUGUUCUAAAAGAGAGUGAGCAGCCUACCAAGGAAGCAUUUAAAGGCAUCAUAGGCAGAGAACAAAUCAAACUUUUUUUCACUGCCAGCCACAGAGGCAGAUGAAUGCCCGGUUUUACAGGCUACUUCGAUUACAUUGUCUUUGUAUAAACUGGUAAUGAAUUAACACAAAAUAAUACUCACUGCACCGCUAAAGGAAACAAAAUGAGUGGUAUUGUUAUACUACAGCUGAUACAUUAUCAUAAAAUAUGAUUCUGGUAUUGUGACAACCCUAAUCUAUGCAUUGUUCCACAGGUACAGGUGUAAGCCAUUUUUAAAUCAAUUUAACUGUGCUGAACAAACAACAGGGAAACUAACAGAAUGUUCUUCUAUACCAGAAUAUCUGAAAUGAUUGCAGAAAACUUAAGUUUUAAAAAUAAAAGCUGUUGAGGAUCUAGUGACCUAUUGGACUUGCAUUUUUGUACAACAAAGUUGGCCUACAGUGGCUCAGCUUUCUAUGUUCUUAAAGGGAUAUUGCAAACAACACAGAAAAAUGAUUCCUUCUGUCAUUAUUUACUCAGCCUUACAUCGCUCCAAACCUGAAUGACGUUCUUUCUUAGGUGGAACACUCACGCCUCAGUCCCAUUUCAAUUUUACUUUAUAGGAAAAAGCAGCAUCAACAUUCUUCCAAAUUUCUUCUCGUGAUCCACAGAAUUGGGCCAGUGAAGACCUCUACUUUUAGCAUUCUACAGUCUGAACUCCUUGAUUCUACAGUCUAACUGAACCUCUAGAGGUUCAAAACAAUUCAAUCAAAAUCACUGACUCCGCCUGGAGAUUGUUGUGUAACGUGACUAGGCUAUUCAUAGAGACAGAUGCUAUAAAUGCGGUUUUAAAACAUCGACAGAGAAAAGCCAAAUUAAUGUAUACAAUCCAUGUUAUUAUCAUGGUACAAUAAAUCAGUAAUUUAAGACAACCAAAGGUAGUUUGAUAAUUUGUUUAUAACUAAUCGCUGCACUGAAGAAUUGCAUUGUCAACAAGGUGGAGAGGACAGGCAAAUGGACAUUAGAUGAGGUGAAGCUAGAGGACAAGCAAACCAAGCAAAUGGUUGGAGCAUCUGUCAAAGAGGGGCUUCAUGCAACGGUGAGGCUGUGAACGUUGUUCAUUUGUACUGGGCUUAAUUAAAGGCUGAAGCCUCCCUGAUGUUCAUGUUAUAUAAAUUACAUAUAUUCUUGAUGCAAAACCAAUGAAUUAGAGACAUAUAAAGCUUUAAAAAUGUAAUAAUUUUGUAGGCUAUCAUCUUAUUUUCCCAAUAUAGUUGUCAUGUCAUUGUGCAAUUCUCCUAUGUAAGCCAUUCAACUCACUCCAGCAUCUUUACACUGUCUGACAGCUCGUCUGUGACAGCUCGUCGUGACCAAAUAGAUUAGCCUACCUCAGUUUAUUAUUUAUUAUUAGUGGUAUUGUGACCAACAUUAAUCUGAUUUAAAUUGGGAUGAGUGACUGAUGACAUAUUGAGAGCACCUGAAGAGAGCACAUGAUUGCUCAAACAGUAAAUGGUAAUUGGUCUGCACUUAUAUGCCUUAACGGUAUUGAAACCGCUUUACACUGUGACACAUUCACCCAUUCAUACACCAAUGGUGGUAGAGUUGCCAUGCAAGGUGCUAGCCUGCCAUUGGGAGUAACUUGGGGAUCAGUGUCUUGCACACACUUCGGCAUGUGCAGUCAUGUGGGCCAGGAUUCGAACCACCAAUCCUGCGAUUAGUGGCCGACCCACUCUACCAACUGAGCCGCAGCCGCCCCUAGUCUCUAUAGAAUCUCUAUCACUCAACACAACGUCUGACCGUAUAUCCUCUUCCUGUUCACUGUGCAACGAGUCCAAAUAACCACCGUAACGACUCUAGAAAUUGGCAAAUUUAUUCGUACAAAUUUAAAAAAACAAACCGGCAUAUUCAUCUCAAUUACAUCAUGUCUGAAAGUUUAAAUUCGUGAAUGCUUAGAAUUGCCAACAACUCACCCUCCAUAGGCCAUUCUGUCAAGCUUCAAGGGCUGAGAAAGCACUCAUUCAUUAGAUGAUCAGUGUAGGUGUGAUUGCCUGCACGCUGCAAAAACGUUUGGCCCUAAAUCUAGGCACGAUCGGGCCGAUCACUCUAAAUCUCUAGUUCUCAACCUUUUUUUGAUGAAUGGGCCCCCUACUUAAUUCCCUGAUUCCAUGAACUUUAGGGCCUAUAAAAAGAAAAUGUGAAGACAGAAACCAAUAACAAAAGUUGUACUAUUAUUUUAUUCCAAAAAUAAGUGAAAUGACAAAAAAUAUUGCAUAUUUUCUGCAUAUUUUGGAUGCAGAUGUAAAUUUACAAGUGUUAACAACAACGUUGUCUCUAACAAAAUCGUAGUAUCGGCAGAUUUUUUGCAUAAUCAGAUUUGAAUAUCUUUACAUUAUUGUGUGAAACUAAUUUGGGGUACACUUUAAUGUGUAAAGAAACACAAAGCUCUAACUACACAUUAUUUCAUAUAAAUGUAAAGCCUAUUAAGAAAAACUUUAUUGUUUACAUCUAUAAAAAGUGCAAAGUUAACACCUAAUUUGUGGCCAAAUUAUUCUGACAUUGUGACUGAAUUGAAACUCCUUUCAUCAGAUUCUGAUUGAUUCCAAUGUAGUCAUGUCUCUGUGCAUGUAACAGUGUUUGCUUCGGUUCAUCUAUUCAAUGCUAUUUAGAAUGUUGAUCAUUUAAUGUGGUUUUAAACUAGUUUACUCACCAAGGGUGAUAUAGAGAUUUGCACCAGAGAAUUCUACAGAGCCAUUUUGGUGCAUUGGGGAGGUUGUAACUCUGCCUGUCUAUUUGACACCACUAAACCAGAUAUUUCAGAUGCAUCGCUAAACUUCAGAAUUAGAUGAACUGCAGUCCAAAUGUGUAAAAAACAUAAUACAAAACUGUUUAUAUUCCAAGUCCAAAUAAACGUUUCUGUUACGUUCCUGUGUUGUCUGCCCUCUGUUCUUUGUUUCACUAUCACGUUUAUUUCACGUUUUCUUGUUGUCCGCUCCGUGUUUUCCGUUUCACCCGUCACCGAUCCUGUUCCAUGUCACGUUUUCCCUGUUGUCCGCCCUGAGUCUCACUGUCCGUGUGUUUAACUACAUUUCCCACAAUUCCCGUUCUCCCUCACUGCCUGCGCUCAUCAUUGUUUCCACCUGUGUCUCGUUCAGUCGCCACUUUGUCCGUGCAUUUAAAACCCUGUUUCUUUGUAUAGUCACUGUCGAUCGUUGACGUUUCAUGUCCGUGCCCAUGCUACGCUGUGUCAUUCGUGUUCAUCCGUGUUCAUCCGAGGUUACCCUGUUCCCUGUCUGUUCCGUCUGAGGUUACCCUGCUGUCUACAGUUUCGUGUUUCUGUUCCCUCGUGUUUGGACUGUUUCAUUGUGAUUUCAGUUACCUAUUUUCCCCUCGUGGACUUUUCUUUGUGUUUGCCCUUUUGUUUACCCUGUGCUAAAUAAACUAUACUGCAUUUGGAUCCGCACCUCUGUCUGUCUUGUCCCACUUCUACACCCAGCAUCACAGUUUCUAUGCAAAGAGGAACUUGCUGAUACUGUACAUUUGAUUAAUAUGACUGAUAAACACCCCCCUCUCUACUGAAUUGCUCUCAGCACCACAUCUCAUCCUUUAAAAGCCCCCUGGGGGUGGUACUUCCCCCGUUGAGAACCCCUACUCAUACUUUAAUUGCCCUGUAAACUUUUAUACAACAGUUAGUUCUGGUCCUCAUAUCUGAUUUGACGA